Molecule: messenger RNA, 3448 nt
Organism: Durio zibethinus
Lineage: Eukaryota; Viridiplantae; Streptophyta; Magnoliopsida; Malvales; Malvaceae
Product: homeobox protein BEL1 homolog
Biological process (GO): regulation of DNA-templated transcription
Molecular function (GO): DNA binding
Source: RefSeq, a predicted model, not a curated record
AUUAAAAAAUAAUAAUAAAAUAAGUAAAACAACAAGCCUUGUGAGUAAAUAUAACAACAUAUUUUUGGGUCACAACAGCUCCACCCUCCCUAUAAAAGAAGUCUCACUCAAAUUCAUCUGAAAAAGCCUGGAUUCAACUCCUACUUUGGAAUAAUAUUUUGGGAUUCCUUCCUCCUUACAAAGAUCUCUCCCUGCUAUACUUUUGUCCCUUUGGGUGGCUUCUCUUUUCUUCUCUUCUCUUCUCUACGGUGUGGGAUUAUUAUUAAGAUUAGGACAAUGGGUUCUGUUGAAAUAGGGGUGAAUGGGUGGCUUUUUGAAAGAAAUUAUUAGAAAAAAUAAAAGCAAAAUGAACAGGUCAUGUGGCGGCUUGUAGUUUGAGUACCAGGCAAAGGACGAUCAUUACUUUCGGUGUGCUCCUGGGUUCUGCUUCAGUACUUUGAAAGCAGGGGACUUGUCUUUUUAAUGAUUAUUUUACGUCUUUAAUAUAAUACUGCUGCAGUAUUUAACUAGGUACUAUUUUUUUUUUCUUGAUUAUAAUUAUAUUUUUUAUUGGUGGUUAUGAAAUAAUUGAGGGAGGGGAUUUUCUUUGAUUUUCUUAGUAGGAAGUCUAUUUUCGAUGUAUUUUAAAUCCAUAAUACAUUGACCCACUUAGCUAGAGAGAGAUAGAGAGGAAAGGGAGAGAGAAGAAAAGGCGACCAUACAGAAUUGCUAUAUACAAGGGUCAUCAUCACCUCUAUAUCUGAUCUUCUAUUUCAAAGGAAGUUAAAUAUCUGAUCUUCCAGCCUAGGUUUUAUUUUCAUGGCACACCGUGUUGGCUUUUUAACAGAACAAGUUUGACGGAAGAGAAGGCAAAGAGAGGGAGCACUUUGGCGUAGCCCCUCUCAUCACAAUUAUCAUCUCCUUCACCGUCUAGUUCUUCUGAAUAUUUUCUUCUUCAUAAAUCCCCCACUAAGAAAAGUCCAUUUCUGUUGAUUCUUUAACAACAGAGUUCAGCUUGUUCCAUAACUGAAUCAGCAUCAACUUUGAUCAGAAUCUGAGAAGCUAGUGGGCAAGAGAAGCAUAAACAAAGGAACAAAAGGAAGGGAAAAAAAGUUUAACUUGGAUUACAUGGCUAGAGAACUCUGUGAAGAUAAAUCAAGGAAUAUUGUCUCAUCAACUGGUUUUUGUUACUCAGAUGUUUCAUCUGGUAAUUCAACCAUGCAAAACCAUCUGGUGAAUCAGAUCCAAGGCUUUGACUCCAACCCAGAGAUCUUUAACUUGACAACAGGAAUGGAGAUGAUAGGGUUUUCAAAGAAUCUACAGCAACAAGGUGACAGCAACAUGGUCAUGUGGAAAGGGUUCUUCAACAAACAUGGAAGCAACACUGGUCCUUCUUCUUCGAAGACGAUCAAUGAGUCAACGAGCGAUUUCUAUCAACAUGAAUUCCACAAACAUGAGUUCACAACUGGGAUACCUGAAACUAGUACAGAGAAUCUAAUAGUUGGACCUGAGUCAUCUCCUUGGCAAGAGGGCAGGUUGCUUGUUGAUGAUUCUUCUUUGAGAUGUGUUUUUCCUUGUGAAGGAAACGAGAGGCCAAGCCAAGGUCUUUCACUCUCUCUUUCAUCAAGUAAUCCUACUAGUAUUGGGCUACAGCCUUUUGAACUCAGGCAAAACAGUCACAGCAAUCAUGAUCAGCAAGAUGAUAUGAGGUUUAUUGGUUCAAGUUCUAGAGAUGGUUUCUUUGGAAAGCCUACAAAUGUUCAACAGCAGCAACAAAUGAUCCAAGACGGAUUUCUGGGAAAAGCUACAAAUCUACAUCAGCAAGGGCAGCUCCCACUCAGGAGUUCAAAGUAUUUGUGUCCUGCUCAGGAACUUUUGAACGAGUUCUGCAGCCUCGGAACAAAGCAAAUUGAUGCAUCAAAGCAAAAGCAGGCUCACAAGACCAAACAGUGGGAUGAUGGGAAUGGAGCUAGCUCUUCAAGGAAGCAGUCCCUUUAUGCCCUUGACUUCAUGGAGUUACAGAAAAGAAAAACCAAGCUGCUUUCAAUGCUGGAAGAGGUGGAUAGAAGAUACAGGAACUACUGUGACCAAAUGAAAGCCGUAGUGUCUUCCUUCGAAGCUGUGGCUGGCACCGGGGCAGCAUCAGUGUAUUCAGCUUUAGCCUCCAAGGCCAUGUCAAGACAUUUUAGAUGCUUGAGGGAUGGGAUUGCUAGUCAGAUUCAAGCUACAAGGAAGGCCAUGGGAGAAAAAGACCCAGUUGCACCGGGUACAUCAAGAGGCGAAACACCAAGGUUAAGGAUCCUUGAUCAAUCUUUGAGGCAACAAAGGGCUGUUCAACAGAUGAGCAUGAUGGAGAGUCAUCCGUGGAGACCCCAAAGAGGCCUUCCAGAAAGAUCUGUUUCUGUUCUUCGAGCUUGGUUGUUUGAGCAUUUUCUUCACCCGUAUCCAAGCGAUGUUGAUAAACAUAUCUUAGCCCGCCAAACCGGUCUCUCAAGAAGCCAGGUAUCCAAUUGGUUUAUUAAUGCGAGAGUGAGGCUAUGGAAACCAAUGGUGGAAGAAAUGUACUUGGAAGAAACAAAGGAGCAUGACGACAACAUGGCCUCCUCAGAUGGAGUUGCUGAUGGUGAUGAUAAUGGUGACCUGCCUAAUCAAAAUAUUCCUAUCACUGAUCAGAAACCCACCCCGGACCAGCUCGUUCGAGUUGAUUCGGAAUGUCUGUCUUCCAUUAUCUUUAACCGGGAUAAAAAUGACGCAAAAAGUGCGAAAACCCUUCAAAACCAGCACUUGCAUCAUCAGCAACAAAAUUUUGGAUCCUAUGGUGCCAUGGAAUUGGACCUCUCUGCCUACAGUCAUCACACAGCGGGAGGGGUAUCUUAUGGGAGUGACAAUGCUAAUCAAAGUUUCAAUAGUGGAGGGGUGUCAUUGACGCUAGGGUUGCAACAACAUGGUGGUAAUGGGGUGAGCUUAGCCUUCUCGCCCGCAUCUCAAAAUUCUCUCUUUUACCCUAGAGACAACAUUGAAGAUUGUCAACCAGUUCAGUACUCACUGUUAGAUGGCGAAGGACAGCAUCUGCCUUACAGGAACUUGAUGGGGGCACAGUUGCUUCAUGAUUUGGCAGGAUAGAAGGAAAGAAAACAUAAAAAAAAAAAGGUUAAAAUCAGGUUGUUGGUGGGUUUCAUUAGACUUCUCAUCAAAGGAUGGAAACCGUAGGUAAAUAGUUUAGGCAGCAUAGACAGAUACUGAAUACAUAUAUAUAUACAUAAAGCUACACUUGUUAAUUUAGAUAUACUAUGAACAUAAUUAGUUCAAUGGAUGGUAUCUCUUUUCAAUUGGAAGAACAUGUUUAUUUACUGCAAGUCUAAUUUGGGAUUUGCCAGUUAUUGAGGCAAGGCUAUACAGAUAUUUCUUUCCUCUUUUGGGUCGAAUCUGUUUUGCAAAAAACUUUAACCUAUUAUAUAUCAGUUUAUUA